UGGCGGUGAUGCUGUUCGAUUUGGAGUAUACUAUGGUGACAUCCAGUAUCACCCUCAUUUUUGCAUGUCGACUACUUGGAAUGGCGAUUUCCGUCGUUCAAUGCCAAGCGUUGGCAAAUUGCACUUACUCUUGCAACUUUGAGGUUGAGGACGAAUGCCAAUGGAGCCUUCAAGAUGAAGCCAGUGAUGAUAUAACUUUGUCAAGAAAACAAGGCCAUAUAAGAGGAUCUCAGGGAAUCAUUUAUGACGGUCCAUUUGUUGAUCAUACGAAGGGUUUAGUUAUAGGCGUUCUGAAAAACAAAAGUCAAGGACCAGGGGCACUACAAUUCCGUGGAGGAAAGUGUAUUCAUAUAUUUCACGGUGGUCAUACUAAACCAAAUGAUGGACAAAGACUUGUAAUACACCGUGGCUGUAAUGAGGAAAGAUUGAAGUUCGAGUUACGAUCAGACGGAAUAUUGUUACACACUGAGCAUAACAUGUGUGUGAAGCCAAAAGGGCCAUUGAUUGAUGGAGUGGAAUGAGAGGACUUCAUGCUAGCAAUAUCAAGACAGACCUCUGUCUAAAGGUGACUUUGAAAUAAAGUCAAGAAAUUACAGUCUCUACCUUGAAUCAUAUAUUAGCUAACUUUU
Molecule: messenger RNA, 629 nt
Organism: Dendronephthya gigantea
Lineage: Eukaryota; Metazoa; Cnidaria; Anthozoa; Malacalcyonacea; Nephtheidae
Product: MAM and LDL-receptor class A domain-containing protein 1-like
Exons: 5
Coding region: 9-521 (170 amino acids)
Cellular component (GO): membrane
Source: RefSeq, a predicted model, not a curated record